This is a messenger RNA of Bombus huntii, 8354 nucleotides long. Its product is annotated as transcription factor Sox-10-like. The coding region runs from base 5135 to 6430 and encodes 431 amino acids. Gene Ontology annotation, cellular component: nucleus. The transcript is spliced from 5 exons. The record is from RefSeq and is a predicted model, not a curated record. Gene Ontology annotation, molecular function: RNA polymerase II cis-regulatory region sequence-specific DNA binding; DNA-binding transcription factor activity, RNA polymerase II-specific. NCBI's taxonomy places the organism in Eukaryota, Metazoa, Arthropoda, Insecta, Hymenoptera, Apidae. Gene Ontology annotation, biological process: regulation of transcription by RNA polymerase II.
GUUUUCGAAUGCCACGCUUUUCGUAGCGCCUCGUUGUUCGACCGAAUUAGAACUUUUUCCCGUUUAUCGUAACGCUCGUGAAAACCUAGUCGCAUCGGCUUUCCGCUGCGAUUCUUCUUCUGCAACAAAGUCGAUCAAUUUCGAACAAAUUCGAUCGUCAUGCGAACAAAUAGACCUCUCUCUUUCUCUCUCUCUCUCUCUCUCUCUCUCUCUCUCUCUCUCUAGAUGAAAAUAAUCGCAUUUGCAAAUUUCCUUGUCCCGUGACUGAGUUAGCAGUUCCCCGCGAGCCAUAUAAUUAGAUCACUGCGAACGUGACUUUACGUUCUCGCGAGUCACAUCGGGAAAAAGAAGGAUCAUCGGGAGGAGAAAUAGUGGAACAGGGAGAAUGCGAGGGCAUAAAUUCAGGAGCGAGUUGAAGCUUCUUCUUUUCGUUGCGCUGGUGCACAGGAAUCAUCGGUUGACAGUCUGCAUCUUUCUGGCGAGCCUAAUUAUACAACGAAUUUAAUGAAUGAGUGAGCUAGCAAAGACAGUGGCCCAUACAUGAGCAUAUAUAAACCACGGUCAAUGCCGUGUAGCGGCUUUUGUGCGAGAUCAAAGGAGGCAUCUUGCUCGCACUUUGCAGGAUUAACUUGCUGGUGGUGCGUAAACGCGCACUCAGACCCUCGGAAAUGCUCGAGACACUUGGGCGGAUUACGGAUUGCUACGGUUUUUAUCCCAAUGUCGACGCGAGUCUAUCGCGAGGGAAACGCGCGCUCUGCUGCCGCCUAACGAACGAGCUGCGCAAUUUUUGUUUCUCUUUUUACGCAACACGUAGUCCCGAAGGGAAAGAAUAUAGCGAGAUCGUAGAACGAAGCCGCGCUAACUAGCCUGAUCGAUCGAUCUGGCCACGUCUAUAAUCGUACGCAUUCCGCCUUCGUCGCUUUAUUUCAAUAAUUCUCUAUUACAUCGAACGCUUUUAUAUACGUUUUCUAACCACCUGCCUUUCGCGACCACUGUAUAUACUUUGGCUUUGAAUACGUUUACCGCGUACAAAGAAUUUGUUUCAAUGCCGUAGUUGUCCGCUGGUAUACAGAUCCAGUGCGUAGGGUCUGUAAUGAGAAACUUGGACGAACGAGAUGGUGUUCCGAAAACUCUAGCACGUCAAGCAGAAAUAUUAAAAUUCGCCGAUACAGUGUUCGACCAUUGACACGUUUGCAAAGAAAAUGCAAGUUCGUUGCAACCAUUUUGAUUUCAAUAGCGCGCGUCUAUGUUGAAUCUAUGCGUUAGGUAUAAAGACGCUUGUAUUAUUUUAUUUAAGAAUUGACAUUCGACGAAUUGACUACGUACAGCUCUGUGCGAGGCGCAAGAUGCCCGAUACUUUUCAUUUUUAUCGAUCAUCGAGAAUCGUAAACUCUAACCACUGUUUGAUUUUACGAUCUAGUUAUAAUAUCCUUUUGACGAAGAGUACGAGUCUCGUUCGCGAAAGAAAGUCGGGUCGGCCUGUUUUCGCACGGAAACGAGUUUGUUCGUUCCGUCCUGGAGCAUCGUUGCUUACCAAUCGUUCGUCGCACCAAUCGUACGUUCUCGAUCUCUGGUGCACGCGCGGCAUUACGCGCUGCAACCGAAUCGCGAUUCAAAUUUAGCCAACCGCGAACAAUAAUAUUGAUUUCAGCAAGCCGGAAUUUUGCUCUUCCUGGGAUAAACAUCCCGAAGCGCACGUGGCGUCAAUAUGUGCUUUCGUUCUCUCUCGGUGUACGCGAAGGAGAAUUCGUUUCAGGGCCGUUCAGGGAAACACGCGCUACGAUUUCGACGAACAAGGACUCUUUCCUAUUCCUUUUGCCCCUUUCCCAUGCGACCAUAAACCAACGUUUAUCAUUUCAGUUAUUCGACUUUCGCUCAGAGGCAAACUUACGAUCGCGCGUUUCAUAGUGUUUCAACACUUUGGCAAAUGAGAAAAUCGGACGGAUCUUGCAAGGAAUUUUGAGCGACAAACUUCUCGGUGUAACAAUCGGCAUUGCAUUCGGAAACACGCCAUAUAUAUCUAUCAGGACACUGAGAUUAGGUAAGAUAUAAAUACCAAUAUCAGAUGAUAUUGAUAAUGUGUCGAAACGUGACGACUUAGACUGGAUUGAAAGAAUAAAGAAUUGGAGUGGGAUAGAAAGAGAAAGAGAGAGAGAGAAAGAGAGAGAGAGAGAGAGAGAUCGAAAAGCGUGGCAGAUAUAAAAUAAUGAUUUCACCGAUUCCCGGGGGUCCUGUAUCGGAGUUGUGUCGGACACUUGAAAGGAUACGCGGUCCCCUGGAAGAGGGGGCCGCAGGAGACGAUGGGUACCCGACACAUGUAGCCCCCCGGGUGGCGAGCACCGCAACUCUCGGACCCCCAACGGUGACACGAGCUACGUUACAUUCUGCAGCGUCAUCGAGCCGGCACGAUGUCAUCGUGUACCGCGUAAGCUGGUCGCGCGACGCGUCGAUGGGUUCCGAGUUCGAUUUCCUUGCUCCGAACCUUUUGCUUCUAUUCGAGGGGGGAUCUCGCCCGGUCGAGGAAACUCUUUGGUCGCGCGACGAGAGCAUCGUGGCCGGUCGACGACGUGACGACUGGUAAAGACGACGCGUUUCUUCGGAGCGGCCGUGGUCGAGCGCGACCAUCGACGAGAUCGCAUUUGGUGCAUCGCCAGGAAAAUUGCACGCUCCUCCUUGUGACGUCGUUAUUGCCAACAACUGGCCGACCAAUCGGCUUGCUUGCGUGGGAGGAACGAAGAGGGACGUAACGAGAGAAAGAGAGAGGAGCAGAGAAAGGAACGGAGAAGUAGGUGGAACGAGAAGGAACCCGAUUGGUCCUACUCCCGGAGGAUAUCGUGGCCAUAGAGGCUCUCGUCCACGAGGAGAGAGACGAGUCCGAAAUAAACGAUACAGGGAUUUUUGGGGGGGCUGACAGUCGGUGGAGAAUCGAACGUUCGAAUUUGAUUCCAAAGGACCGAAGCAUUUUCCUUGUCGGGUAAAAUGCUGUGAGCGAGAUCGUUGACUUUUUAACGUGUCUUUAACCGGGCAGGACGAUUCAACUCGUCGUUCGAAUCGUCGAUCUCUGGGACCAAAUAAUUCCUUUAUUCGAGAAUCUUCUACCUUUCCACGCGUUAUUACAUUUCAUAUCUGCAAAGAGUAAAACCGACCCAACUUUAUUCGCUCGUCUUCCUUCUCAUCUCUCUCAUCUCGUCAUCGUGGCAAUUUCUUGUUGGAGGAUGACUCGGGCGAUAACAGGUGAAUAAAUAACAAUAAUAAAAAGUUCACGCUGUCUCGUUGUGAAGUAACGACAGAUGUCGUCAGGAGCAAUUCUAAACAGACAGAAAUCUACUAGUUAAGCGUCGUACGUAACUAUAAGAUUUACCUAUGACGAGUCACAUGUACGAUCUUCGAAGUUGCGCAAGCUAAAUGGCUUACCGAUAAAUAUUCCAAAGAGAAUCAUCCGACAAGAUUUAAUCGAUCGAUCGUCUUACAGGAUAAAGUACUAAAUAAUGUUAAACCUACUAGACUUUUCCGAUAUACGUAUCUGCUGAAAUUUAUAGCGACGAACAAAGGUAUCGGCGUAGAUUUCACUUUUCUGCAAGAUCUUGCGUACAUCUGUUCUACACUUACAAUAAGUCAGAAGCGUACGAAUACUUUUGUCUCUUAUAUGCAAUAUCCUAGAAAUGAAAAAGAUAUUCCGGAAAAGGAUAUUCCAGGUAAGAGAAGCAGCUUUGCACAGCGAAAGGUAACGAUCUGGUAUUAAAAGCUGAAUCGAGAGGAGAUCUCUCCUCCGUCGGUCCGUCGUCCAUCGUCGGUCGUCCGUCGACCGUCGGGCAAACCAUCGAGGGUCCCUUUCCCCUCGUCUCGGGCUUCAUCGGUGGGCACGAUCGUAAAGCAACAAGUGUUAGCAGCUCCUCGGCCCGUCGCUCCGCCCCCAACUAGCAGCCGCUGCUGAAGCGAUCGGUGGAAAGUGCCCUGAGGCGAUUCAACCACCUCACUCGAGCGUCGAUCGCGCAAGCAACUAGAAAUCCUCGACCCACACUCAGGCUUUUCGUUCUUGCGUACUUCGUUUCGUUUUCCUUCGAGUACCGAAAGACGAGCGCGAUGUUUAUGGUCGCCGCGCGAUCCUGACACGCGCCACAUACCAUUCGUGCCUCCAUCGAGAGUGAUUACUUUUGUCGACUCUGUCGCGCGAGACGAAGUGACAGGAGUGUCGGCCGCUUGCCCGUGCUCGCAACUACCACGAAAAUCUUCCAACAGGUUCGACACCGAGUGAAAGAAUCGCGAGCCUCGGCGAAUUUUCGCCUACAACCUGUGACGAUCUAUGCAUCGAAUGUAUAUAGUGAAUUUCGUGCACGACAACUCGAAAAGUCUUCGUGGUGGCGUUUAAAGAUCCCUGUGCCAUUAAGAUCGUGGAAACGUGAAUCGGCGGUGGUAGCUGGCGAACAGUAGGAUCUUACGGAAUCGGAAGCGAGCGUCGAUCGCGAGAAGCGAGGCUAUCGGAAGUAUUUCGGCGAUAGAAGAAGUUCCGAGAAGUGACGGCGUAGGAUCGAGGCCGAGAAACCGUGGAAUACGCAGCAUUCAGCUUUGGCUCGUGUGUUCUGGAACGUCGAUCGUUUACAGUUGAAGAGAGAAGGAGAGAGUGUAGCCGAUAGUGGAAGCAGAAGGAAAAAAAGAGUAAAACGGGCCGAUACACAAAGAAGAAGAAGAAGAAGAAGAGAUUAGAAUUGCCGUGGCUCGAGUCACGACGAGAAAAAAGUCGUUGGAAGAUAGGCCGAGACCUCGGCGAGUUGCCGACGGCUUGGCAUGCAUACCCGUUGCGUUUGCUCGGUUCGUAAUCGAGUGCAAAAUUAAUUAAACGUGACAAACGUGCGCGCCGCGCUCCGAUACCAGGCCAUCUCGCGUCGGAGGGAACGAGCCGAACAGAAAAGAAGAGAAAUCACCGACGCAGCUGGAACAGAAGCGCGAGAAACGGAAGUGACGUGUUACCGCUACGAUAAAAUGGUAAUUGCAAUUAAUCGAUGAACCGUCGCUGGGUAACGUGCACGUUCUCCUUCGAACGAUGAACGCUCGUAGCGCGCGAUAAAUCCGUGGAUUCGUCGGACGCGCCAUCGUUUCUCUCCUUGCUUUCGCGACCGAACAAGAUUGAGAGAAGAUGAACGAUAUCAUGGGCGAGGCAUCCGGUUCGAUUUCGUCGAGCGGCGCUGCUGCUAAUUCCGUCAACUCUAACAGCCCUAUCGCGACUAAUAGCAAUGGAAGCAACGGUAACAACAAUAAUGGAAAAGCGUCGGCUGUCGCUGCUACGGUUGCCGCGAAUGGAGGCGAAAGAAUCAGCGCAGCGGUUACCAAAGUUCUUCAGGGAUACGAUUGGACCCUGGUACCUGUCGCUACCAAGGGUUCUGGUGAUAAAAGAGCGGCCCACGUGAAGAGACCUAUGAACGCGUUUAUGGUGUGGGCUCAAGCUGCAAGGAGAAUACUCGCCGAUCAGUACCCGCAGCUUCACAACGCGGAACUGUCCAAAACACUGGGCAAGCUUUGGCGGUUGCUGUCCGACAGCGACAAGAAACCUUUUAUCGAGGAAGCCGAUCGUCUCCGCGUGAUUCACAAGCGCGAGCAUCCGGACUACAAGUACCAACCUCGUCGUCGAAAGCAAAACGGGCCGUCGGGUCGAGAAGGAUCGCCGUCGAGGAACCAAAGCAACGUGACCUUCAACGUGUCCAGGUCGUUGAAGCAAGAGGACACGAGUCCUAGGGGCACACAGGGACCGAACUCGCCUCAGAGCGGAGUUAGUUCUUCUCCUCCGACUACCCCUAAUCAAGGAUUGUCACCCCCGACCCCUCCCACUACCCCGCGCGGACAACAUUACGCGAAUCAGGGAAAUCAGCCGCAGCCAAAUAGUACGAUGUAUCAGCAAGACUUGGCGAUUGGUUCGUCGAGCGAUUCACCGCAUCAACAUCAACCAGGAGUCGACUUCAGGUACAUCGAAGUUGGAGAUGGUUUACCAAUCGAGGAGGGUCAAUUGAACGGUCUUGGGUCUCUGGGCGGCGUCGGUUUGAACCUUCCAUUGAACCUUCAAGAAUGCGAAGUCGAGAGCAACGAGCUGGACCAGUACCUUCGACCUCAGGUGCCGGCGGUACACGUAGCCGCACCAACGACCACCUCCUCUCAAUGGAUAUUCAACAGAUACGAGGAGGAGAUCGAGAGACCGAACAAGCGACACUGCUCGGAGCAACCGAUCGCCGAGACGUCUUGGGAAGACAGAGCGCAGGCGGACAUUGUCAGAUACCACGAGCUUCAGCCACCACUUCCUCCUAUGCAGUACAUAUCCUCUUCCCAUAAUCCACACUAUUCGCACACGACUACGCAGAUGAGCCAUCCGCACGUGUCUACGUCCUACGCGCAAUACCAACGUUACGUACCUGGUAUCGAAACUUGGCCCCAUUACAUGUAGGAACAAAGAGAACAGCGCGAUACGCACGUCAUCGCCCAAUCGACAUUUUUCCGGAGAUUAUUCUUUGGAAACCUAAAUGGUAAAUCGUGUCCCCAUUUACGAACUAACUACAUUAUUAAGUUUUCUCAAGGUUACAUAUUUUAUUGCUGACUUUUCCAAGCGUGUCUGUAUGUGUGUGUGUAUGUGCACGAGCGUGUUUGCCGUAUGCGUAUGGUGCGUACCUAUGUGCGUACGCGUACACUGCGUCCUAUAAUUAUAAAAUCACAGGAACAAUUUCAAUCAAUCGUUUAAAUUUCGACACGUUCUUUUCACGUUCUAAAAAUCGACCAAGUCAAAUAAACGUAAUCGAAUGUUCUAUCGUUAUUGAAUAUCACGCGAAAAGUAGAAAAGUUAUCGUUUGCAGCGGUUACAAAUUGAUAGUAUUUUGUGAUAAUAGUUAUGUGUGGGCAGGUGAAAUUCCGAUCAUGACAAGAGUUAACCACGACAUAUAAGAAUUGAAAAUGUUUAAACGAUGUUAUCAUUACGAUGUAGUGUAGUGUGUUUGUAUGGGUGUGUGCGCGUGUUGCGUUAGCUCGAGAGCGGAAACUGGAUCGCGCGAAGUCCAAUUAAUUAGAAGUUUCCGCGUUUCGAGUUGAACACGUUUCGCGAUCGUUGGACGUUUGGAGGACAUAGAGAUGUUACGGCGCGCACAGCCACGAUCUUACUCCAUGACAUCAUUCCAUGACAGUCGGCCAUUCCAAAGCGCAGAAUUUCAGGCUAAACAAACAGCUCGCUCGAUACGGUGGCCUGCCGCGCGAUCUAAAUAUAAUAAUAAUAUAUAAGGCUCGAAGUGUAAACCGGCCGCUGCGCUGGCGAGUGCGAUUCGGUUGCGUAUCGAAGCUGCCACGCUCUUCAAAUAAACCUGCGAAAUUCGAUCGGUCGUAGUUGGAUCGCCAAAGUCACGCGACAUGGCUGUACCACGUCCACGUGGACGUCCUCUCUGCGAGUUUCGAGUUCGAAGAUGCGUCAGGCAGAGCCGUUGGAUUUCUCGAGAAAGGAACACUUGGUUAAAAUGUCCUAUCUAUCAUUUUGAAAGCGAAGAAAAUCGACAUCUUAUUAUUUCCACGAUGUUUGCUUCUUUUCGUUCGAUUUAAAAUACCUAGGCAUUGUUUCGUAACAGUCUAUAAUUAUUAUACGUAAGUAUACAAAGAGAUAAUGUACUAUUAACGUAGCAAUUAAUUAAACGCUUCAGAUAGUGGCAAAGACGUAGUAGCAGUGACAUACGCUCAACAUAGCCCCGCACAUUGGUACAUUUAGAUUAAUCGAUACGAAAUUACCAGGUGGUCGAAUCCUUGCGAACAGGGAUGCGCAUACUGUUUACGAUAAAACGUCUUAAACGUUAUAAACAAUGAUAUAAUAAUACAAGCAAAGCGUUAUAAACGAAUAAAAUUAUUUGACAAGCAAUUAGGGCGCAUAAAUCAGACUGUUUCUAUAUCUCUGGAAGAGACACAGGGUUUCGUAACCUUACGUAAAAGAUAAAAGAUACGUUUUAAGAGAAUUUCGAGCACAUUAACGUACGUUGAAAAAUGAAAAAAAAAAAGCUAGAUAAGACAUUUUAACCGACGAUGAAUCGAGAAGAGGGAAAAGUUGCAAGUUCGAUGGGUUCGUGUCGAGCGAUGAUCGACGAGACAAGGAUCGAAGCACGCGAUCGUCGCGGUAAUUAACGCAGGUAUUAACGCCGUAUUCGUUAUGCUACCCCGAUAGCCGUGCUUUUGUACUUACAUUUAUCGUUAGACAUACAUAUGUAUUUAUCGCGCCGCCUAUAAGAAGCGCGAAAAGCGUAGAGCGUGUAGAAACAUUUGACGCGCGAGCGUUCGAAAAGUUAAUUUAUAAGUACGACGGUAUAUUCUAAGGUUUGUCGGAAUAAAGAAAAGAAAAAAAGAAA